AUGGCAGACGACAUUUCAGAGGAUAUUUGCGACGACUGGGAGGAUAUGGUCGAAAAUGGCGUGCUGGAGAAGAUGUUGAAAAGGUUAAAGGUGAAAACAAACUCCGCAAACAGUAACGCGAAUCCUCCUUCAAGUGGAGGCGGCGCUGGCGGUGUCGGUGAAGUGACGGUGUUGCCGCGUGUACUGCUCGAAGACAGUGUUCGGACGCAGUACACGCCAGCCGUGAAGAUUCUGAAGCGACCCCCGGACGCGAGCCGGUCUGGUGGGAGCGUGAACGGCACUGGUCCCGAAAAGUCGUCCAUCCGGCAACCCGUCAAGAGCUUACAGCAGCGGGAAGCCGAGUACGCCGAGGCGAGGCUGCGGAUACUGGGCUCAGCUCGCAGCGAAGACGACGGCCAGAAAAACAAGUCAUCCGGUGUAAGUGUCUUAAGCCGCGUGGUGACCGACCGACAGCAAGUCCCCAUUCGGCAAUUUCGUGGCCCCGAUCAGGGAUCCAAUGGCUUUCAGCAGCCACGGAGGUAGCCCCAGCUUUGGGCGCUGCUGCUUUAGAUUCUACACCGCGUGUGACCCUUGCUCCCCACCCUCCUAUCACCGACUCGCCGACAUC
Rhipicephalus microplus (southern cattle tick) is the source of this 607-nucleotide messenger RNA. RefSeq names its product SUZ RNA-binding domain-containing. Lineage: Eukaryota; Metazoa; Arthropoda; Arachnida; Ixodida; Ixodidae. The record is from RefSeq and is a predicted model, not a curated record.